AGCCAAGUCUGCCACUUGCUAGUCGCUUUCACAGCAGCAGAUUCGCACGUGUGUAACAGUCCGCAAUGUAUUAAUUUUCAUUCUUAUUCAAGCCUUCUGUGAUACAUAUUUAGUUAGUUAUCUUCUAUUAUUUAAUUAUUGAUCAGCUCUACUUGUAAAUAAGAAACCAUGUCUGAAACAAUGGAAGUUUCCACUCAAAAUAUUGAAAAAAGUCUCCAAGAAGUUCCUAACAUCGUCAAAAUGUUGAAUGAGUUCAGUGUGUCUACAACAGAGUCCAGUAUUGUUAAUGGUGAAGCAGUACCUCUCGAUGACAAUGCCAAGUAUUGUUUUCGGUGCCAGAAGGAAAUGGAUGGUUUAACAACUUACCGUCCAGAAGAGAUGACUUCAAAAGAUUACUAUUUUGAUUCCUAUGCACAUUUUGGGAUUCAUGAAGAAAUGCUAAAAGAUGAAGUACGGACUUUGACGUACAGGAAUGCCAUGUACCACAACAAGCAUCUAUUUCGUGGCAAAACUGUCUUGGAUAUUGGGUGUGGUACUGGUAUUUUGUGCAUGUUUGCUGCUAAAGCUGGAGCAGCUAAAGUUAUUGGUAUUGAGUGUUCAGGAAUAGUGGAACAUGCUGAAAAUAUAACAAAAGAAAAUAAAUUAGACCACAUCAUAACCAUUGUGAAGGGGAAGGUGGAAGAUGUGGAAAUUCCUGUAGAUAAAGUGGAUAUCAUUAUAUCUGAAUGGAUGGGCUACUGUCUUUUCUAUGAAUCCAUGUUGGAUACUGUAUUGUAUGCUCGAGAUAAGUGGCUGAAACCUGAUGGCAUGAUGUUCCCUGAUAGAGCAACAUUGUUUAUUUGUGCCAUUGAAGACAGACAGUACAAGGAUGAAAAAAUUAACUGGUGGGAUAGUGUGUAUGGAUUUAAUAUGAGCUGCAUCCGCAAAGUUGCUAUAUCCGAACCUUUGGUAGAUGUUGUGGAUCCCAAGCAGGUUGUGACCAGUGUUUGCCUUCUCAAAGAAGUGGAUCUAUACACAGUAAAGCCAAGUGAUCUUAAGUUCUCUAGUCCCUUCCACUUGCAAGUGAAGAGAGAUGAUUACAUCCAGGCAUUUGUCACUUUCUUUAAUGUGGAGUUUUCAAAAUGCCACAAAAGAACAGGCUUUUCAACAGCACCGGAAGCUCCAUAUACCCACUGGAAGCAGACUGUGUUCUACUUUGACGACUACCUCACUGUUAGGAAAGGUGAAGAAGUCUAUGGAGUCUUCAGAAUGUGUCCAAAUGAAAAGAACAAGAGGGAUCUUGAUUUUACCAUUGAAAUAGAUUUUAAAGGAGAGCUUUGUGAACUAAAUGACAACUUUGUCUAUCGAAUGCGUUGAUUCUGCUCCUUCUGUCUUCUAUAACAUUAUCAACCACUUGACACUGUUUUCAUUUUAGUAUUAGUCUGUAUGUUCCUAUGAAAUCAAUUCUGUUAACGUUUUAAUUUCUAAAGGGUUUUCUCUUGACUUGAAAAAGCAGCUGUUACUCUAAAGUAUCAAAUAAUGUUUGAUAUGUGUGUAUGUCAAUGAAUUUUAUAUUUUCUUUUGAUUUGGUUGAUUGAAUACAAUUUAAAAAUCUAAAAAAAAAAUUGUAUGUUUUUUAAAUGAAAUUAAUAAUGUUGUAAUUUGUUACAAAAAGGGAAUAUUAUUCUUGUUUAUAAAAUGCGAAUUACAUUUAUGUGUGUGAUGGCAACCACUUAUGCAUUUAUUUAUAUAAGUAGCAAUCACUGCAAUUGCCGUGCUGUCUUGCCCUGUAUUUCAAUUUAAUAAUGUUACAUAUGUGUGGACUGCUGACUGUGACAAAUACGAUAUGCCAAUUUUUAGUGUUAAAAUAAUUUUUUAAAUGUUAUUUGCUAGUAGUUUGAAAAUUAAGCCACUGAAGAUACCCAUGGUCUAUCUGACAGGGAAUUUAGAUUUUAAUCGAGUAUUUAUAAUCUAUCUACAAAUAAGAUACUUCUCAGAAUUGUCAAUUAUAUUAAAAAAUAGCAUGAUUAAAUCUUGAAUAUUGUUUUAUUAUAAAAGGGAUGCUUUUAUUUUAUUUUUUUCAUGUUAUGAUGGCAUAAAAUUUGUGGCAUUUUGUUUUAGGAAAUUCACCUAAUUUCUUUGAAUAUUCAUCUUGAUACAUGACUUUUAAUAUGUUUCAUUAAACAAUUUUAAAAAAUGUU
This is a messenger RNA of Argiope bruennichi, 2180 nucleotides long. Its product is annotated as protein arginine N-methyltransferase 1-like. Gene Ontology annotation, molecular function: protein-arginine N-methyltransferase activity. Gene Ontology annotation, biological process: peptidyl-arginine methylation. Lineage: Eukaryota; Metazoa; Arthropoda; Arachnida; Araneae; Araneidae. Gene Ontology annotation, cellular component: nucleus. The transcript is spliced from 12 exons. Bases 169 to 1356 code for a protein of 395 amino acids. The record is from RefSeq and is a predicted model, not a curated record.